Molecule: messenger RNA, 1688 nt
Organism: Xyrauchen texanus (razorback sucker)
Lineage: Eukaryota; Metazoa; Chordata; Actinopteri; Cypriniformes; Catostomidae
Product: enoyl-CoA hydratase, mitochondrial-like
Exons: 8
Coding region: 68-940 (290 amino acids)
Biological process (GO): fatty acid beta-oxidation
Cellular component (GO): mitochondrion
Molecular function (GO): enoyl-CoA hydratase activity
Source: RefSeq, a predicted model, not a curated record
GAGCCAACAGCACGUCUUCAGAGCUGCACAGUGACAGUAACGUUACUGUUGUUGACUCCGCGCAACCAUGGCGCUACUCUACAGAUCCACAGGGUUACUUCUCAAACAUAGAUUAGUGCCAUCUGCAUUAGCAGCAACAAGGCAAUGCAGUUCAGGUGGCCAGUAUCAAUACAUAAUGAUUGACAAAAAAGGUGAAAAGAAGAAUGUUGGUUUCAUACAGCUGAACAGACCGAAGGCCCUGAAUGCUCUUUGUGAUGGACUUAUGUGUGAGGUGGGCAAAGCCCUUGAUACGUUCGAAUCUGACAGUGAAGUUGGAGCAAUUGUCAUCACAGGGAGUGAAAAAGCCUUUGCAGCUGGAGCUGAUAUUAAAGAGAUGCAGAACAGAACCUUUCAAGAAUGCUAUGGUGGCAACUUCUUGGCACAUUGGGACAGAGUAUCAAGAAUCAAAAAGCCUGUUAUUGCUGCUGUCAAUGGGUUUGCGCUUGGUGGAGGAUGUGAAUUUGCCAUGAUGUGUGAUAUAAUCUACGCUGGAGAGAAGGCACAGUUUGGACAGCCAGAAAUCUUGCUGGGGACCAUCCCUGGUGCUGGUGGCACUCAGAGGCUUACGAGAGCAGUGGGGAAAUCCCUCGCAAUGGAGAUGGUCCUGACAGGAGACCGAAUCUCAGCUCUGGAAGCAAAACAGUCUGGUCUGGUAAGUAAAGUAUACCCUGUGGAUCAGCUGGUUUCAGAAGCUAUCAAAUGUGGUGAGAAAAUAGCCAGCAAUUCCAAGCUUGUUUCAGCUAUGGCAAAGGAAGCUGUUAAUGCAGCAUUUGAACUGAAUUUAGCUGAGGGCUGUCGACUUGAAAAAAGAUUGUUCCAUGCGACCUUUGCCACGGAGGACAGAAAGGAAGGCAUGACUGCCUUUGUUGAGAAAAGGAAGGCUGCUUUCCAGGACAAUUAGGUUUCCAGUGAAAAUAGGGUGAUUUUUAAACACAGUGAUAUUUAGUUUAUGAUCAAAUGCUGAUAUUAAUUUACUCUAUUUUGCCUUAACUGUUUUUUUAUAUCAAAUAUUACAUUAAAACCUGGUUUGCUGUUUCAAAGAAGAUUUCAUAAGACAUCAUAAAGACCGUGAUUCAGUGGGCUUACAUUUACCCUUCCCAGUAGUUUAUCUUUUCUUUUGCAUUACAUUUUAUCUAAUCAAUGUAAAGAUUUGAUUAUGUCCUUUGUUUUAAAUGAACUGUAAAUGCUGUUUGAUUUAUUCACCUACAAAUAGCUUUAUAGUAUCCUACAGUCUUGUGACAUUAUAUGUGCUUUACACAGAUGCUUGCAAGAAUACUCGAGAGUAUGUUAGUAGAGAGAAAAAAGAAUUGCUUGGAUUGGAAAUUACUUAAAGUAUCAAGGGCUGUUUAUGAAUUCUUGAAAAGAUUUGCUUAUUUAUUUACACUAUAAAUAGAGUGAUCCAGUACAGUAACUUGUGUAGUUGUAGUUAUAAUUCCUAUGACAUUUGUUCAUGGUUUUGCAAAAGGUAUAUUAGUAAUGUGUCUAAAAUAUCAUUCUUGUUUAUAAAAAGAAAAUUAAAAAAUAAAUAAAAAAAAGAAGAAAUAAAAAUAUGGGGUUUCAUACCUACUCUAAUUCGACUUAUGUACAGAAUAUGCUGAUCUGGCAGUUUCAAUUAUGGAAAUUAAUUCAGACCUGUAACGCAUCGCAAU